This is a messenger RNA of Pocillopora verrucosa, 525 nucleotides long. RefSeq lists its product as uncharacterized. Lineage: Eukaryota; Metazoa; Cnidaria; Anthozoa; Scleractinia; Pocilloporidae. The record is from RefSeq and is a predicted model, not a curated record.
AUGGAAGAAAAUAAACCAGAGAAGAAGAGGACAAAGCGAAGAAAUGCAAGGCUACCUUCGGAAGAAAAAGAUGGAUCAAGGGCGAAGAUAGAACGAGUCUGCGCUCCAGCUGACUACAAGAUAAUGGAAGAACUUAUAGAAGACCCGGUGAGCGAAGAAAAUGAGCGAAGAAGGAGGGCUUUUGAAAAGUGGACUGAGGAGUCACACGAAGAGUUUGCAAAUGGACUGGCUGUACAUGGAAAGAAAUUCCGCAAAGUGGCUGACCAUCUUCCAGAAAUGACUGUAGCAGACUGUGUAGAACAUUACUACAUGACCAAGCCCUUUGACUUCAAUUUUGAGGAGUGGCAGGCUAAUGAAAAAGCCAAAGACGACGGUUUAGAGCCUUCAUCAAUAGAGUGCAAAGGGAGCUCUUCCGAAGGGGCUGAAGCAUCAACUACAUCUGAGCCCCAGUCCAGCUCUCCUGUAAGUGAACUAUCGGACGCAAUAAGAGAGGAGAAACUGAAAAUUUCUGAGAAGACAGAUUAA